AUGGACUCGGCGACGACGGAGAGGGAUGAUCGGAGAAACCCAAAGAAGAAAACUGAAAAAUCACCGACGAAAGCUGAGAUUGACGAUUUCUUCUCGGCGGCGGAGAAACACGAACACAAACGAUUCACAGAGAAGUACAACUACGAUUUCGUUAAUGAUACGCCGCUUGAAGGUCGUUACCAGUGGGUUACUCUGAAACCAUAA
Arabis nemorensis is the source of this 204-nucleotide messenger RNA. NCBI's taxonomy places the organism in Eukaryota, Viridiplantae, Streptophyta, Magnoliopsida, Brassicales, Brassicaceae. The record is from the annotation of a GenBank genome assembly.